This is a messenger RNA of Sarcophilus harrisii (Tasmanian devil), 2575 nucleotides long. RefSeq names its product adenosine deaminase tRNA specific 3 (gene ADAT3). Gene Ontology annotation, molecular function: tRNA-specific adenosine-34 deaminase activity. Gene Ontology annotation, cellular component: cytoplasm; nucleus. The record is from RefSeq and is a predicted model, not a curated record. Bases 102 to 1181 code for a protein of 359 amino acids. The transcript has 2 exons. NCBI's taxonomy places the organism in Eukaryota, Metazoa, Chordata, Mammalia, Dasyuromorphia, Dasyuridae.
CAGCCGGCGAGCUUACUGCCUGUUGCUAAGCCUCGAAGGAAGCUCUGUGCUCCGGCUGCGCUCAGUCAGAGUCUUUGCGGCCCACUCUCUCAGCGAGGAAGAUGGACCGUGUCCUGUGCCCGGGGGAUCGUGGUGAAGAGAAGGGUUCGGUAACGGAGCACAGAGCGGUUCCCUGGCAGAUCUUCCCCGUGCUCUCAGAUCAGCAGUCUCAGGGCGUUGAGCUGGCCUUGGCAUAUGCGGUGCCCAUCCUGGACAAGAAGAAGACCUCUCGCUUGGUGAAGGAGGUGUCCGCCCUGUACCCCCUCGAGGGCCAGCAGCAUCUCAAAAGGGUGCGCGCCUGCCCAGAGGAGGCCAGCCCCCACCCGCUGGAGAUGCUGGUUUGUUUAGCCAGGCCUGGGAAGGAGCAGGCCGAAGGCCCGCGCACGCUCUCUGAGCUCCUGCCCGACGAGCAGGUGGACCGCCGCGGCCUUGGGGAGCCCUUCCUGGUGCACGUGCCUGCCCACCCCCCUUUGACGAGGACGCAGUUUGAGGAAGCCAAGUUCCACUGGCCCACGGCUUUCCACGAGGACAAGUACGUCACCAGUGCCCUCGCGGGGCGCCUCUUCUCCCGGGAGGAGCAGGUGAAGAUGCAGGCGUACAUGAGGCGAGCCAUCGGGGCAGCCCGGCAGGGGGCAGAGCAGGGCAUGAGGGCCGUCGGGGCCGUGGUGGUGGAUCCGGCCACAGAGGCCGUGCUCGCAGUGGGCCACGACUGCAGCAGUGCCGCGCGCCCCCUGCUGCACGCCACCAUGGUGUGCAUCGACCUGGUCGCCCACGGGCAGGGCAGGGGCACCUACAGUUUUCAGGCUCACCCGGCUUGCACCUUCUCUCCGCCAGAGAGCAGAGAGGCCCCGGCCCCCAAGGCUGUCCGGGCUGGCAGAGUGCGGAAACUGGAAGCCAGAGACGACGGGUUGCCCUACAUCUGCACCGGCUACGACCUUUAUGUCACCAGGGAGCCGUGCGUCAUGUGCGCCAUGGCUCUGGUGCACUCCCGGAUUCAGAGGGUCUUCUACGGGGCAGCGUCGCCCGACGGCGCGCUGGGCACCAAGUUCAAGAUUCACACCAGACCGGACCUCAACCACCGUUUCGAGGUGUUCAGAGGCAUCUUGGAGGACCAGUGCUGUUCCCUGCUCAGAGAGAGCUAAGCAGACAGCCGGGCUUCCGAGUGGCCUGCAUUUUUCCUCUCCCACUCCUUUUUCCAUCCCAGCACAGUGAGGCCUGUUCCCGUCUCUCCCAGGGGGCCUGGAGACUUUCCGUUUGUCUUCCCGGUGUUAGUUACCCUUAGGGGCUGCCACGUGGCCGUUCUCAUGCCCCCUCUUUUUAUGAUCUGGCUGUUUGUCACUUAAGACAAAGAUUCGGUGAGGAUUCAGAACAUCACCUCUUAUGUUUAUGGCUGUGGCUAGACUUCUUGCUGGCCAAUUUCACCUGGAAAAUAAUUUGUUUGCAUGCCCUCCUUGUGAUCAUGCAAAUUCAGUCUGUGGCUGUCUGGGUGGAGCUUGUUCUGCGGAGCAUUCCAAACUGGGGGUCCUUGUUGGAGUGUAACAGGACCUCUAGCAGCAUGAUAAAGUGGGAGAACCAUUGCUUUGUUUUUAAAUCUUGGAAAUCCUGGGUGUGACUUUUUAUAAUAACUAUGAUUGUCUUUUGUUAAAUCAAAUUAUGAAAAACAAACCUUGAAAUACCAAAAUGAAAAUAAAUAAAUUUGGAUCAUUGCCAGAAUUUAAUAAUCAUCAUAAACAUGGACAAAAGUGUUUUAUUUCUGAGAUAUUUCGUGUGUCAGUACUUGCACUAUCUACCUCGCAGGAUUGCUGUGGAAAAAACACUUUGCAGAUCUUCAAGUGCCAUGCAAAUGUAGGAGGCCUAGGUCCCAUACAACCAUACCUGUAUUAAUUACAUUUCCUAAGUAUCUGUGAUGUACCAUCUCCAUGAAGCAGUGGGUGAGGCUGAGCAGUGUGUCAAAUUGGGGAGCAUUUGUGAAGCACAAAUUCCACAUGUGUGGAAAGGAGAUUGCUGUAGAACCCAGGAGCUUGUUAGAUCAAAGUUGAAUUCAGUUCAGUAAACGUUUUUUUUUUUUUUUAAUUAAAAAGAAAUUUUCUUUGACAAUGUUUUUAUCACUUCUGUUUCCCACUUUUCCCUCCGAAAGCCUCCCCCAAAGAGCUAUUUGUGAUAAUAAAGAAGAAAAAGAGAGAAGUAAAGGAGAAAAAAUUCUUGAACCAACUAUCAUGGCAAAAAAAAAUUUAUCUCACAUAUUCAGUCUUCCACACUCAUGGUCCCAUCGCUUGUGUAAUGAAGUGGGAAGGAACUAUCUGCCCCACAUUAGAAUGGAAGCUCUUUGAGAGUAGGGACUAUCUUGCUUAUUUUUCUAUCCCUCUAGAGCUUGACAGAGUAACUGUUUAACAAUACUAUUUUUGACAUAUCUCUUUAUAUAAAAAUACCUUUUUUAUCUUUCUUGUUUGAAGCCAAGCUUGGCUCCAAGUAAUUUUGAAACAUUCAUUUCCAAUUAUUUGGUUAUUACUGUUGUAUAUAUUUUUUUUCCAUCGUU